This is a messenger RNA of Rasamsonia emersonii CBS 393.64, 1020 nucleotides long. RefSeq lists its product as uncharacterized. Bases 1 to 1020 code for a protein of 339 amino acids. Gene Ontology annotation, biological process: transmembrane transport. The transcript is spliced from 3 exons. NCBI's taxonomy places the organism in Eukaryota, Fungi, Ascomycota, Eurotiomycetes, Eurotiales, Trichocomaceae. Gene Ontology annotation, molecular function: transmembrane transporter activity. The record is from RefSeq and is a predicted model, not a curated record.
AUGGACAAAGUCGAGGUUCAACACGAAGAAUACCACAGAAAUGGCGCCAAACUUCCGCAGAAAGACGAAAAUGCCAUCGAAGCCUCUCCGACGUUGCGAGAUGAAAUUGCUCGUCUUUCACCUGAGCAUCAGCAAUACCUCCUCCGUCGACAUGGCACAUUAGAUCUGGAUCCGAUUCCAGACAUGAGCGAUGCAGACCCAUACAAUUGGCCCACAUGGAAGACGAACGCCGUCCAGCUCGUCCUCUAUAUAUUCUUCGGUCCUGAAACUCGCUAUCUGCGCGAUGGCGAAAGAUCCCACAGUUCAAGUCUUCAAAAGGAAUACUUGCAGUUCAGGCGCAUCGACCCAACCCCUCUGUCGUGGUGGGAUUUCGUGCAUCCAUUGAGCUUCGUCGUCCAGCCCUGCGUCUUCAUUCCCGCAGCUGCUUAUGCAAUGAUUUUCCUCUGGGGUAGCGUGAUGCUGUCCAUCGAGAUCCCGCAGACUUUCCCUGAGAAAUUCCACUUUAAUACGGAGCAGGUUGGCCUGCAGUCGAUCAGUCUUAUUAUCGGCUCAUUGAUCGGCGAGCAAGUCGGGGGGAUCCUAUCCGACCAGUGGAUGCUGAGACGCCAACGUCAGAUUGGCGCGUCUACAGCACCGGAAUUCCGGCUGUGGCUCAGUUAUAUUGGGCAUAUACUCACCAUUUGCGGUGUCAUCGUGUUCAUUGUCCGCGUCGAGCAGGCAUCUAACCAGUGGAACGUGACGCCAUUAGUCGGUGUGGCGAUUGCUGCUGCUGGAAACCAGAUUGUUACCACUGUUAUGAUCACCUACGCUGUUGACUGCUAUCGCCAGGAGGCAGCCAGUGUCGGCGUCUUCAUCACGUUCUUUCGUCAAAUUUGGGGCUUUAUCGGUCCAUUCUGGUUCCCCCAGAUGUUUGAAAACGUCGGCUUCUAUGGAAGCACUGGCAUUGCAACUGCUCUUACGGUUAGAGUUAGCGUCAUUCCAACAAUUUUGCUUCAGUGGAAAGGCUGUACAUGGCGUUAA